Ostrinia furnacalis (Asian corn borer) is the source of this 3861-nucleotide messenger RNA. It is a transcript of the gene SppL, whose product is annotated as signal peptide peptidase-like protein. The coding region runs from base 256 to 1437 and encodes 393 amino acids. Lineage: Eukaryota; Metazoa; Arthropoda; Insecta; Lepidoptera; Crambidae. Gene Ontology annotation, cellular component: cytoplasmic side of endoplasmic reticulum membrane; Golgi-associated vesicle membrane; lumenal side of endoplasmic reticulum membrane. Gene Ontology annotation, biological process: membrane protein proteolysis. The transcript has 10 exons. The record is from RefSeq and is a predicted model, not a curated record. Gene Ontology annotation, molecular function: aspartic endopeptidase activity, intramembrane cleaving.
UUCUCUCUAUUAGUCUAUGACAGUAUGGCUGUCGAUUGAGCGUAGGAUUGUAGUGUUUUCUGGUAAAUAAAUUAGUAAAAAUCAAUUAAAUUCAAUGUAAGCUAACUGUAAAUAGUGAUACUUUUUACUUCUAAGUAUGGAAUCAUCGGACUGACAAAUAUAUGCCGUUUGGAGCAUUCCUCAAUAUUGAGCGCCCCAGACGUGACCCAGGGUCGUGCGAGCACUGACCGCCUGGUCUGCUGAGCAGCCGCUGCGAUGGCGCAGGUCGGAGCCAACAUGGAGUACCAGGAGUACAAAUGGGCGUACUCAAUUAUGGACUCUUCCAAGGUGUCUGCUUGCCUGAUCUCAAUGCUGCUCAUUGUCUACGGCAGCUUCCGCUCCCUCAACAUGGAGAGAGAGGCGCGCGAGCGAGCCGAGAAGGAGCGAGAGGCCUCGCUGCUCGGAGGCAAGCCCACUACCACGUCAUCCUCGAAUAACAACAUCCAAACCCUGAACACGAUGCAAGCGCUGUGCUUCCCGCUGGGCUCGUCGGUGGCGCUGCUCAUCAUGUUCUUCUUCUUCGACUCCAUGCAGACGCUCGUCGCUAUAUGCACAGCCAUAAUCGCGUGCGCGGCGCUGGCGUUCCUUCUAACGCCUCUGUGCCAGUACGUGGCCGGUAGCGCAGGGUUCGGCGCACGCGGCGCCGUCUGCGGCCGCUACUCGGCGCCGGAGCUGGCCGCCGCGCUGUUGGCCGCCGCCAUCGUAGCGGUCUGGGUGCUCACCGGCCACUGGCUGCUCAUGGACGCGAUGGGCAUGGGGCUGUGCGUGACGUUCAUCGCGCUGAUCCGGCUGCCGUCGCUGAAGGUGUCGACGCUGCUGCUGACGGGGCUGCUGCUGUACGACGUGUUCUGGGUGUUCUGCUCCUCCUACAUCUUCACCACCAACGUCAUGGUCAAGGUGGCCACCAGGCCUGCGGAGAACCCUAUGAACGUAGUGGCGCGCCGCCUUCAACUGGGUGGAGCGAUGCGGGACGCGCCCAAGCUGUCGCUGCCCGCCAAGCUCGUGUUCCCGUCCAUGCACCACCAGGGACACUUCUCCAUGCUCGGGCUGGGCGACAUCGUGAUGCCGGGGCUGCUGCUGUGCUUCGUGCUGCGCUACGACGCCUACAAGAAGGCCACGCUCGUCUGCCAGAUGGGGCAGGUGCCCGGCCCGCGCUCCAUGGGCUCGCGGCUGACGUACUUCCACUGCUCGCUGCUGGGCUACUUCCUGGGGCUGCUGACGGCCACGGUGUCGGCCGAGGUGUUCAAGGCGGCGCAGCCCGCGCUGCUCUACCUCGUGCCCUUCACGCUGCUGCCGCUGCUCACCAUGGCCUACGUCAAGGGUGACCUAAGAAGAAUGUGGAGCGAGCCGUUCAUAGCGCCGCCCAACGGCAAGCCCGGCGCCGAGUUCGACGUGUGACUGCCCUCCGGCACGCCCACCGCACGACUGCGCAGGCUAAACUGAACCCUACGCGCAUUGGAGAACGUUCAUUUUGCAAGCUCGACUCGCUCUCGCGAGGUAUGGAUACGGUUGAUAAUAAUAAUUAUUUCUCGACUACGCCACUUAUAGCUGCGACUGUUAAACCUUUAUAGGCACUGGCUCUGUUAGCAACAUGGUAUUGAACCUUAUCGCCUUACCUUAAAGUCGAAUAGCAAAAAUGCUCUGCCGUGCUCUUUAAAGGAUUAAUACCCGCAUGUCGAUAUCGAAGUAGGUUUUCCAACGCCGUGUCCGCAAAGAAAACCUAAAUGUGGUUAACAUAAAUGCAUAUAAAAAGUUCAUUUAUAAUGUUACGAAAACUUGGCAUGGCCAAGAUAUUGCAAUAUUUAACUUUAUGUGAUCCCUAAUGCAUGUUAUUACUUUAGACUUUUUUGGCAAAGGCUUAUUCGAUAAGAGUUGGCUCAAGCGGAAAGUACAAGAUUAUUGACAUUGUAUCUGCGCCAUUGUCAUCGCUAUAAAAUGGCUUCUAUUUCUUGUUAUAUUACAAAAUGUUUACACUCAACUUAUUAACUUUAGCAGACUAUUUAUGUAUCCCCACCGCCUUAAAAAUCAUUUUCGCAUCUCACACGUAUUUUCAAUGAUAUUAUUCAAAGGAAAACCUUCUGCUGUACUUAUAUUUUCAGUCAAAUCAAUCAAAACAAUUAACAUUUAAUUUAAAUACGUAAAUACCUAUGUGUGCAUGGCAAAUAGAAACUGUUUUGUAAACAUGUUUAUAUUAUUGUAUUUAUAUUUGUUAAAUGAGUCUAUUGUAAGUUGUGCAGCAAGUUUAUUAUAAAACUUACGGCAAAUAUUAUGUUGACCUUCGCAUGCAGUUAAAGUCAAGUUGAGAAUGUACUGUUUUCAUAUUUGAAGUUAAAUUGUUUCUUAGUUCGAUCCUGUGCAUUCUAAUGGUAGUUAAGGCCACGAUGAGCGAGUCUGUGCUCUCCUCGCACGAGAAUUGAUACGUUCUACUCUAAGACGUAAGUGUAUGUUUAGGUUAGUUGAUACGCUUUUGUUUCUAUAAGAGCAAUUCUAUCAGACAGAAAGUUACAUCACAGGGUAACUUUAAGAACUCUAUUAGCUAAGUAACAGGACCACUGCACAGAACUCGCGCCCACUUUAGCCACAAGUCACAAAGACGUGUCUCUUAUGUAUUUUAAAAGAUUUAUAAACACCAAAUGAUGUUUAUCUGAUCCAAUAUCAGGGACUUGUGGUGUAAUUGGACCUUAAACUCUAGUAUAAUCUACGACAGUGAUAUUGUAGCUAUCGUAUAAAUACUCAUUUUGUAGCAUUUUCGUAUCUUGUCCAUUUUGUACUAUUUCUUUGUUUUGUGUGAAGUUGAAAUAUGUUUUGAAUUGAACAACCGUAAUUGAAAACUCAAAUAGUGCCAAAUGUGGUACGAAACUAAUAAUAAUAAUAUUGGCGUUCAAAAUAUCAAAAUAUAUUUCAGCAUUCAGUCCUUUGGUGUGCCUACGAGGUUACGACUUCAUCUCGUAGGAAGCUUACAUGAGUCUCCCUAGAGCAAAUGAACAAUUGCAAAUUAUGAUGUAGGUUAGAUCUUUCUAUGAAUCUCAUUUGCGUGUAAAACGAAUAUUUGAUAUUUUUAUAACCUAAUAUCAGAGAAUAGGUAUGUUAUCCACAUUUGUUUUGGGCUUUAACAUACACCAUUUUGUUCUAUCCAGUAAUACUUUGUUGUCACUGCCUUAGACUGAUGUUUUCAAUGAAGAUUUUUUCUAUAUGUUAAAUGGAGUAUUAUAGACAAAUAUUAGUCUAAAGACCUAGGGUAAGUUAAGUACUAACUAUUGUUGUUAUUAUUAUAACAACUGGAUUGUUGUUGUAAAUUAUUUGAUUGAAUUUAAUAAAACAAGUUUAAGACACUACAUCGUAAGACAUAGCUGUACUUGGUAUGUGUGAUUUGAUUUUUCUAAACUACUUUUUAUAACAAUUUUUGAUUUAUUUUUAAUUAGCUUAUUAUUUUUGUACUAAGCGAUUGUUACAACUAAGUUUGUUUUUAAUAUGUGUAAGUUACAUAUGAGUAAUAGUGUUGAGCAGUAUUUCUAAAAUCAAGUGAUAUAAUUUUAUUGAGGCUUAAUGUUCGAUUGUAACAACUAGUAUGCAUUGUGAAACUAUGUGAAUUUGAAAAGUACUUUAAAAUCGCAAUUUUCUGUCAGUAAGCAUUGAAUGUUGUAUUCGUCUACAAUUUGAAGAGUGUAAUUUAAAUACUUUUCGGUGUAUUUUUUAGAUAUUUAUAUUCAAUCACAGACCGGUGUUUCCAUGAAGUGAUGUACAUACAUACAUAAAGAGUAAUGAUGUUAUAGUGUAAGUUACAUCACCCAUUUCGAAAAUAUGUAAAUAUUGCCCACACAU